UUAUACGUACAGGCGCUUCGAAGCAGAGAAGGGCUUACUGCAGGCCGCGCUCUAAGUGAAAUUCACUCGCCGAGGAGUUACCGCCUGGGCAUAUUAUCCCACAGCUAUUUGCCAUCCUGCUACAUCAUACGACUGUGUCAAUAUCGGGGACUUGUCUCCUUUGGAAAGUGGUCCCAGAAUGGGCACCAGCGCGCUGCCCACCUGGCCAGCUUUAACGUAACACCCGGUGAUUGAACACUUAAUGAUAAAAGGAAUGUCUGGCAAGGAGCCGAACGCUAUGGAGCCGACUGAGGGUAUCAUACACUACCCCAGCGGCAACAUCGCAGUGGUGGCAUGUAAACAAGCAGCUGGGUUUGUGGUCACCUUCAUGAGCGACAGCAAAAACUCUCAAAUCCUAGCAAGCUUCGAUUCCAAAGGAGUCGGCGGCGUCAACUACCUCAACGGCAGGCCAUGGCUGGUGGUGACGGAGUCGGGCUACACGCUGUCUGACAAGAAGGGCAAUGUGGUGGAGCGGAUAAAGUUCCCCAGGACCAGCCAGGAGGUCAUCUCGCUGGACGUCACGGAAUGCAUCAGCGUGCGCUUCACCAACCGCCAGAACAUCAUCGCGGUGUUUGCCGGGCCCGAGGGCCGCCACGAGUGGCAGUGCGGCGAGGCGCUGAGGCGGACGGAGGCGCCCUACACCUCCAAGGUGCUCGGGACCAAGGAGGGCGGGCGGUUAGAGCUGGACGUUGCGGCCAUUCGGCAGCGGCAGCAGGCGGUGGGCAGCGUGUACGUGCCGCCGGGGCCGCACCGCACCGAGACGGAGCGGCCGGGCGUGGGCUCGCUGCGCAAGGCGCUCCGCAACCUGGAUCCUGCCAGCGACCUCUCCGCCACCGUCUCCGAGCUGCGCAACCUGGACACGCGCCUGGGCUACAUUGACACGCUGCCGCGGGUGCUGUACGGCACGGCACGGUCCGCCUCGGCGGGGACGCUGGCGCGCGGCACGGCGGGAGGGGGCGGGGGAAGCUUGGGGACCACGAGCCUGGUGAUGGGGUCGAGCGGGCGGCUGGUGUUGGAUGACUACGGCAGCCCAGAGCUGAGCAAGACGCAGAGGCGGUUCGCGAGCUCGCUACGCGGCGUGGAUGCGGAUAAAAUCCGGCAUAAGGCCAGGCGCGCCAAGUUGCCGUGGAUGCGGCUGAAGGAUUUGGACACGGCGGUGUUUGGGCCCACGGCGCCCGGCGACACGCUGCAGGUGCUGUGUGUGCUGGCGGACUGGAACCCGGUGUGUGCCAAGGUGGAGGCGCAGCUGGAGGCAGCCAACGGGGCGCUGGCGGAGGAGGCGGCGGCGAGGAGUGGGAGUGAGGCGGCGCGGAUAAAGAUGUGGAAAGUAGACGCGAGCGAGGGCAACCUGCUGCAAGACCGAUACGGCUUCCGGACAGUGCCAAUGCUGCUGCUGUUCUACGAGGGCCGUCUGGUGGCUGCCACCAACAACAUCCGCACCGAGGCACAGGCGCGGGAGGCGGCGCUGGGCGCGCUAGUGCGAGGGCGCAAGAAGGAGGUGCUGCCGGAGGGCUGGCGCUUCGGCACGGGCGCCGACAACAGCCUGCUGGACUACCUCCGGCCCAACACCGUGUUGAGGGAGCUGUGAGGCGCGAGGCAGGCAGGAAGGCAGGCAGGCAGCGAGGCAGCGGCGCAUACGGGGCUGGCUGGGGGGUGGAGGUAGUGUGUGUGAGGAGGCGGCGAGGUGGAAGCAGCAGCCUGGCUGUGCGUUAUUGUUGGAGGAGUGGUGGGCCGACGGGGGCCAGAGCAGGCAUGUGGGCAGUGUUGGGAAGUUCAGGACACACGUCGCGGCGGGCACGCAAUGACCACAAAGCCAGUGACGUCAAUCUGUGAUGGGCUGCUGGCAGCGCAGGCAGCAGCGCGGGGUAGUCAUGGCGCGAUGUACGCUGAAGACGGAGAGGACGCAAAGCAUUGAUGCAGGGCUCCUAUCUUAAUGUCUCCAGACAUUAAUCGGCCAUUUUGGCCGUUUCCUAGACAUUCCUUCCGGGGGCUAAUGUCUGGGGCGAGACUUUGUUGGCCCGGGUUUGGGACCGGCUUUGUCUGAAUUCCUAUGGAGA
Messenger RNA from Chlamydomonas reinhardtii, 2096 nucleotides. RefSeq lists its product as uncharacterized. The transcript has 9 exons. The record is from RefSeq and is a predicted model, not a curated record. Bases 278 to 1627 code for a protein of 449 amino acids. NCBI's taxonomy places the organism in Eukaryota, Viridiplantae, Chlorophyta, Chlorophyceae, Chlamydomonadales, Chlamydomonadaceae.